GCUGGCCACAAAUUGACAAAAAUGAAUGCGGCUACGCAGAAUGCGCACUACUCUUAUCGGCACUUUCCUAAGCAAAUUCACAAGGCUUUUGCGCAACAGGAAGUGGCGAAACCGCCUCCCGGCCGCAACGUCGCAUUUCGCGAACCUAUAGCAGAUCCGACACAUCUAUACACCCCCCUCGCGACCGACUCGCAAAGCGGAACCCCCAUCGGUACCCCAGCGACGACACCCUUUACACCGGCUAUCGGCGGCAUGCUGCCGCUGCCUGCUGUUACGCCGAUGGUUGGGUAUGCUCCGACCCUCGCGCCGCCGACGCCGUACCCUUCGACGAUCCCUCUGAGCGCACAGGUCGCCGCUCCUGCGACAUCUAAUAUGGCACCCGCGCCCGCGCCCGACAUUUCUGCCCCUCUUCAUCCCCCUCGCGCUCCUUCUCCUCGGCCUGUGGCGCCGGCGGCGCCUCCCACGAACGCGAGAGAGGCGGUCACGGGCGGAAAGCCUCCCGCGGCGAAUGCUGAAGGCCAGUCCAAGGCAGCCUUCAACAUCUACACUCUCGACAUGCUACCUUGCCUUCCGGCGAGAGGCAUCGCCCGCGACCCGAAGUGGAAGGGCGCGAGCGCGGAGAAGAUCAACGUCCUGAUGCCGGUAGACCUUCUCAGUUGCUGGCUCAUCCUGUACAACGCUCAGCGCCUCAAGGAGGUGCACUUUUGGCACGUCCGCGGAAACGACAGCGGGCGAAAGUUCCCAAAGCUGGAAGUGCGAUUCCUCGAGUCCUUCCACGUCCACAAUAACGAGGCGUGGCUGGCGAAUCUGCUGGAUUCCCUUCGCACUGCAAAUUUGAAGCAUCUCGAAGUAUACUACGCUAUUGGCUGUGGUCCGCGAUUCAUGCACGACAGGGGGGCAUAUAUCAGGCUUUUUGUCAACGCCAUUCGCAUUAUUCAUAGCGGGAUUGUGUGCAUCAGUCCCAAUCAUCCUGUCUAUGCGUUGAGGAGCUCGCGUCUGGAGGGUCACUUGGGCACACGCGUUGGUGCACUUCUCCGGAAUGCCGCCUGGACCUUCCAGGUUAGAGAUACCCGCUUGCACCGAAGUUGACGAUGAACACCGUACAUACGCUGAACGUCUGAUAUACGCAUAGUACAUGUAAUAGCUAUGGAUGAAGUGCGUUCGUGAAUUCUCUCUAUUCUACAAACCUUCCUCCCAAG
Molecule: messenger RNA, 1199 nt
Organism: Schizophyllum commune H4-8
Lineage: Eukaryota; Fungi; Basidiomycota; Agaricomycetes; Agaricales; Schizophyllaceae
Exons: 2
Coding region: 22-1089 (355 amino acids)
Source: RefSeq, a predicted model, not a curated record